GCCGAAACAUUCUGGCGGCUCUAUGAUUUAACAUGUCGUAAGCCACUCCGAACUGGGCUCAGCCACCACUUAGUUUCGUUUGUCAGGUUGUCUUAAUUCUGCACACGUGUUACCCUUAGUUGUUAUCGGCUGAUAUUCUUGAUAAACAUUCUCGCACACACUGCCCCUCACACCUCAACACACAACAUACCUUCAGGCUAAAAAGAAGGCCAUUGGAGGUUAAACUUUAUAAUGUUGCCUUCACAUAAUGAUCCAAGUCAUCUACAUUGCUCAUCUCCAACAAAUGUUCAUGAUACUGAAAAUCAUGUGUCUAGGACUUUCGCAAAUUCCUCCGCAGAUCUCCAUAAGAAACGAAAAUCGAAAUGGACUAUCGACGAUAUAGAUAUUGGGAGAAAACUCGGCGAAGGUCGCUUCGGUUCAGUGCAUCUUGCGAGGGAAAAAGCCAGUCGAUUUGUCAUUGCUUUGAAGAUACUUUUAAAGCCUAGACUAGUAACAAAGGAAUUAAUGAAACAAGUGCAACGAGAAAUAGAAAUACAGUCACAUCUAAAACACCCAAAUAUUGUUCGUAUGUACAGUUAUUUUUAUGAUAAAAAGCGUAUUUAUUUGGUCCUUGAGUACGUACCUAGAGGGGAGUUAUCUAAAGAAAUAAAUCGUUUUGGUCAUUUUGGGGAUAGUCGCGCAGCAACUUACGUAUACCAGCUUUCCAAAGCUCUUUCUUACUGUCAUCAAAAUGAUGUUAUACAUCGAGAUAUCAAACCAGAAAAUAUACUUCUUGGAGCUCGCGGUGAAGUGAAGAUUGCAGAUUUUGGCAGCGCAGUGCACUUACCAGCUUCACGACGUAUGACUACUUUUGGUACGCUCAAUUACUUGGCUCCCGAAUUGUUCCAUUUGGAAUGUGUUCAUGAUCACCGUGUAGACAUAUGGAGCUUGGGAAUACUGACUUUUGAGAUGCUUACCGGUAAUUUACCCUUUGAUGGUGAAACCUUCCAGGAGAUUUCCGAAAAGAUCCAAAAUGCUGAUGUUUCAUAUCCAGAUACAUUAAAUCUGGGUGCGACGAAGCUCAUUACUAGUAUGCUCAAAAAGCUGUCAACUCAAAGGGUUUCUUUAAAUGAAAUCGAUAAUUAUGACUGGAUUAAAAUGCAUGCUGAAUUUUCUGUCAAUCAAUGCAGAGCAGCUCUUCAAGAUUGGGAAAAUGUUAAUAAUCAGUAUUCUACUUGUCCUUCAUCUAGUAGUUACGAAAGCUCAUCUACAUUUGUAAAUACAUUUUUAAACGAUUGAUGUUUUCAUAUAUUCAACAUUGCAUUACCACUUGUUAUGUCUUUCAGGAUAUCUUAAUAUAACAAUUAAAAAGCUUAUCAUUUUAAUUAUAAAUGGUUAUCAUUUUUACCAUAAUCUAUAUGCUCAUAUAUACAUGUAUUUGCGUGACAUUAACCUCUUUCACUAUUCUAUCAUAAAUACCUGAUAGACAUGUUUUAUGUUAUUAUUGCGUAUAUCUGUAAAUUAAUUACACAUAUUUAUCGCUGAUUCAGCAACAAACCAAUAUUUGAAGAAUGUUAUUUUAUUGUUGCAUAUUUAACUUACGGAAAAUUCUAGGAGUCUGAACUUUUUUAUUACUUAAAUCUUGGGGUAUUGUCUUAAGAUUAUUAAAGUUGUACAAUUUGAAAUUUAUUUAUUUAAAAGAUUCCAUCUUAUCUAUAUACUGACCUCUUUGUAAUCUAGUGAUGAGAUAUCCGGUUGACACAUUAAGCGGUUGUGGUAAUUUUAAAAGCUCAUAAUUUCACCUUUAUUAAAAUUAAACUACUUGUAAAUUUCCUGUCGAGAGUAUCACUACCAAAGUUUAAGAUGUCAUUUUACACUUUUGCUUUGAAUUUCAUUUAUUAACACGGUUCGUUGUCUAGCCA
Schistosoma margrebowiei is the source of this 1901-nucleotide messenger RNA. NCBI's taxonomy places the organism in Eukaryota, Metazoa, Platyhelminthes, Trematoda, Strigeidida, Schistosomatidae. The record is from the annotation of a GenBank genome assembly.